Messenger RNA from Dioscorea cayenensis subsp. rotundata (Guinea yam), 708 nucleotides. Its product is annotated as 14 kDa proline-rich protein DC2.15-like. The transcript has a single exon. The record is from RefSeq and is a predicted model, not a curated record. Bases 32 to 427 code for a protein of 131 amino acids. Lineage: Eukaryota; Viridiplantae; Streptophyta; Magnoliopsida; Dioscoreales; Dioscoreaceae.
CAAACUUGCACACUUCUUUAAGCUCUCAUCAAUGGCUUACAAGACUAAUGCAACAGCAUCAUUUGCUCUCUUUCUCACCAUCUUCUUCUUCUUCUUCACACUUAGUUCCUCCUGGCCUAGACCAGCUUCUCCUCCUCCUCCUCCUCCUCCUUGUGAUGAUGAUAAUAAGCUCUGUCCUAUAGACACACUCAAGCUUGGAGUUUGCAUUGAUGUGCUCAAUGGACUCCUUAAUGUGACUAUUGGUAAACCACCAAAAGAACCAUGUUGCCCUCUUCUUGGAGGACUUCUUGAUGUUGAGGCUGCAGUCUGUCUUUGUACUGCCAUCAAAGCUGAUAUUCUUGGUAUUCAUCUUAACAUCCCUAUAGACUUAAGCUUGCUCCUUAACUACUGUGGCAAAGGUGUCCCUAAGGGCUUUAAAUGUCCUUGAUAACCACUCUCUUUCUCUGUGAGUGUGUGUGUGUGUGUGUGUUUCAUGAAGUUCUAUUUGAAUGGUUUGUAUAGUGUAACCAGUGUCAUGUGGUUGUGUGAUUGUUGAUGUUUGUGUUUAUUUAGGAGCAUUUCAGCUUUCAACUUUUGUUGAAUAAGUCUCUGGUUCUGCAUGAAAAAAAAGCAGGUUUUAGAGAUAUGUAUUACCGUGAUUUAAAUGUCUAAGUUCAGGGUUUCUUGUUGUGAGUUGAAUUUGUAAGUUUAAGUGGAUGUUUUGCUUAA